UUGUAAUUGGUUGACUUUCUCUGGAGAAGGAAUUAAACGAACCGUAAGCAAGUGAACUGUGGAUGUGAUGUUUUCAGACACGGCUUAUCAGCAGCAUCCCUAAGAAAGCGGAGCUUGUAAGAAAGAAAAAAAUGGCUUCUGGGAAAUCAUCUUUUAAGGGAAUAAAAAGUUUAUUCUUUUUCAAUGAAACAGAGAGCUAGAGAGAGAGAGUCCACCUCACUGGCUCCUCCAUAGUCUUGACAUAAAUUGCUUUUUGUUUCUUUCAUAAUCAAUUACUAUGAUAUUGGAUGACAGUUGAUAUUGGGUUCUUCAUCAAUGGCUCGACAACGAAUUCUAGCUGAAAUGGGUUAUGAGUUCACAAUCAUGACUGCAGAUAUAGAUGAGAAAAGCAUUAGAAAAGAAAAGCCAGAAGAAUUGGUAACAGCUCUUGCUGAGGCAAAGGCAAAUGCCAUCAUGUCAAGGCUUCAGAACACUGGUAUGCUAGAGAAAGACGCUCACACAACAUUGUUAAUUACUGCAGAUACGGUGGUGGUCUAUAAAGGGAUGAUCAGAGAAAAACCAUGCAGCAAGAAAGAAGCACGAGAAUUCAUCAAAGGAUAUUCUGGGGGCCAUGCAGCAGUGGUAGGAUCUGUUCUUGUGACUAACUUUAGAACCGGAGCAAGCAAAGGUGGAUGGGAAAGUGCAGAGGUUUACUUCCACGACAUACCAGAUGAAGUGAUGGAUAACCUGAUUGAUGAAGGAAUCCCAUUCAAGGUUGCUGGAGGUCUAAUGCUGGAACAUCCUCUAACGUUGCCAUUUGUUGAUUCUGUGAUAGGUGCAGCUGAUACUGUGAUGGGACUAUCAAAAUCUCUCACUGAAAAACUUAUACAGGAAGCUCUACUUAAAGAAGGUUUAACACCUGGCGUUCAGAUUGUGAACCAAGGAUAUAUAUCGUGAACAAGUGAAAUUUUCAAGCCAUGUGCAAAUCGGGGGCUUGAAUCUCCAUCAAAAUAGUCUGCAUGUAGCUAGGCCCUUUCUAAUGGAGUUUUUCUUUUUCCUUAGGCAGAUGGUGCAAUAAUUUUGCUUUAUUUUUUACCUCUUUCUAGAUUAUACAUUUUGUUAACUAUUGUUUGUUAACAUACAUUAAUACAGGGAGGAAAAAAAAAACUGAAAGGAAAUGUAAAACUCUUUUUGUGGAAAUGAAAUCCAAUAUGUUUAAGCCGACCAAAGGUCACCAUGUUUCUAAAAUUUGAUGCCUAUUUAUAUCAAUAUUAUGGCAUGAGGCCUCAUGCAUGACUAA
Durio zibethinus is the source of this 1279-nucleotide messenger RNA. The record is from RefSeq and is a predicted model, not a curated record. Lineage: Eukaryota; Viridiplantae; Streptophyta; Magnoliopsida; Malvales; Malvaceae.